CUUCUUUAAACUCUAUCUCGGAAUUUGAUCGUGAUACUUGCGACCCAUGGAAAACAAUGUCACAAGUUAUAUCAUGCAUUGAAAAUUAUAUCAAAUUCCCUAUGCAGAGAGAUACUUCCGAAUUCCGAAUUACUUCAUAUACUUUUACCAAUG
Molecule: messenger RNA, 153 nt
Organism: Entrophospora candida
Lineage: Eukaryota; Fungi; Glomeromycota; Glomeromycetes; Entrophosporales; Entrophosporaceae
Source: the annotation of a GenBank genome assembly